Sphenostylis stenocarpa is the source of this 1305-nucleotide messenger RNA. The record is from the annotation of a GenBank genome assembly. Lineage: Eukaryota; Viridiplantae; Streptophyta; Magnoliopsida; Fabales; Fabaceae.
AUGGUUGAUCGACUCUUAUUUGUGCAGUUUGGUCCAGAGGUUAAAUGCAACUGUGGUGCAGCAAAUUGUCAAGGCUUUCUAGGGACGAAAAAGAAAAUUGGCAAGCUAGAUCUCUGUUGGGGUUCUAAACGUAAGCGAACUUCAAAUGCAUGCAUUACGCUGGCUCACAGCAAUUACAAUGCUACAAUUGAAGGAGGGAUCCACAAAAGGGAUAAAGGUGUGAGGGGUGAGACAGAAAACAAAGAGCCGGCGACUCUCUCGCCGGGGAAAGAAACUUUGGGGCAUUUUCCGGCGAGCGGAGGAACGGUACCGGCGGAGAGAGAACAUCAAGAAAAUGGGAAGGCGAUUGGUGAGGUUCGAGGAGUUGCCGCCGUACCUGCAAGACAACGAGUUCAUCUUGGACCAUUACCGGUCGGAAUGGUCCGUCAAGGACGCCUUGUUGAGUGUCUUCAUGUGGCACAACGAAACCCUCAACGUUUGGACGCAUUUGGUUGGGUUUCUUAUAUUUGCGUCGUUGGCAGUUCUCGGAAGUUGUCUCUCGAGUAUCUUCAGUGCACCGGCGAUGGAGCUGUUCAUCGUCAGAAAGGAAUUCAACGGUUCUAUUCCGGCCUCCGCGGGAUUCCUGGUUCGUUUGAUUCGCAUUUGAGACACAUAUUGGUGCCAUCCAUGAUUCUGGGAGAGGAUGGCAUAGAAACGAUUCCUAGAUGGCCAUGGUUUGUUUUCUUAGCUGGAGGAAUGGGAUGCUUGGCUUUCAGUAGUCUUUCCCAUCUUCUGGCGUGCCACUCAAAGCGCUUCAACCUGUUUUUCUGGCGUCUAGAUUAUGCAGGGAUUUCUCUCAUGAUAGUGUGCUCCUUCUAUGCUCCAAUUUACUAUGUCUUCUUCUGCGAUCCAUACAUAAGGACAUUCUAUUUGACCUCAAUAUCUGUGUUUGGAGUGUUGGCCAUCGUUACCCUUCUUGCCCCUUCACUCUCUUCCCCUCACUUACGACCCUUCAGGGCAUAUCUGUUUCUUUCCAUGGGAUUUUCAGGUGUCAUUCCCGCAGUUCACGCUCUGGCAAACCAUUGGGGCCACCCACAUGUUGUUAUUGCACUCGGAUACGAGCUUCUAAUGGCCAUUCUGUAUGCCACUGGAGCUGUGUUCUAUGUUACUAGAAUUCCAGAGCGAUGGAAGCCUGGGGCAUUCGAUAUUGCAGGUCAUAGUCAUCAGAUUUUUCAUGUUUUUGUUCUUCUUGGGGCGCUUGCACACACUCAAGCCACACUGCUUGUGAUGGAAUUUCGAUGGGGGUCGCCCACAUGCCCAUUUUAG